AUGCCUUCUUUUCAAGGAAUGCUGACCGAAGAACAGUUGAAAAUGACAUCUUCUUUUCCACUUUUUAAUAGGAUAUUUACAUCUCAUCACAUACAGCAUUCUUGGGGAGAAAUCCAGGCUCUUUCAAAUAAAAAUGCCCGCAAUGAAAAAUCAAGCCCAUACAAAAAAGCCCGAAUGGGCAGGAAAGUCGACAUAAAAGGAACUCUAUUAAAAACAUCAGAUAAAUUUGAAGCACUCUUUGGAGAGGUCACAGGUGGAUUAGGACCACUUGGUGUCGCUGCAGCUUGUCAUAAAAAAAGAUUCUUAGACAAAGUAAAAUUGAUGGUCAUCAUGCGAGAUAGUUUAAACUCCCUGUUAAAAGAGUGUGACUAUGUGUCCGAUGAAGAAAGAUCAAAUGUUAUAGUUUACAGUUGGCUUCAGUUUGGUUUGGAGUUGAACUUUUAUGUGAUGGAUUGGAUAGGAUCUAGCAUCUAUAGAUUUGGGUUAUUAGAUAGAUGCAGAAUACCUGUCGAUGAUGAGUAUUGUAAUAUAUUGGAAGAUGUGUACUGCAUACUCAAAUUGCUUGAAAAAAAGUUGCUUGAGACUGAGAAAUCCGUAAUGAAUCUUCUUUUAAGCAACACACGAGGAAAAAGGAUACAAAUUACUUUGGAAAACAAGGCAGAACUAAAUAACAAUCGCUCUCCUUAA
Dentiscutata erythropus is the source of this 687-nucleotide messenger RNA. The record is from the annotation of a GenBank genome assembly. Lineage: Eukaryota; Fungi; Glomeromycota; Glomeromycetes; Diversisporales; Gigasporaceae.